CUUAUUUUUAUAACUCGAAAGAUACAGUUUGUUUUUGUUGCGUAUUUGGUCUUUGUUUUACCUAAAAAGAUUAUUUUGCCAUUGAUUUUUUAAUUUAUUUAAAUAAGAUGGGUAAGAUAAGGUAAGGUAAGAUGAGAUGAAAGUGGGGUUGAGGGUGUGUUUGUUUAAAUAAAUUAAAAAAAAUCAAGGGUAAAAUAAUCAUUUUAGGUAAGACAAAGACCAAACGCGCAACAAAAAUAAACAGUAGGGGACCUUCCGAGUUAAAAAAGUAAGUUCAAAUUACCCAAAACCAUAGGGACCAUUCGUGUAAUUUAGUCUUUAUAUAAUUCGAGAAGGCCUAAUAAUACAAAUAAUAGAUAGAUUCAAUAUAUGGCACACGUUUCAAUCGGACGUUGGGACACUAAUUGAGAACAAAUGAAGUGUCAAGAGUAUAUGUCAGUUAUUAUCCAUUCGUUUGUGUUAAUAUAUAGCCAUAUAGGUCACACGUACGUUACUACAAAUUAGUACACCAUGUUCAAUGUUUCUUCAUCAUGUCUCAUCAAUCUAUAAUUCCACAAACACCAUUAGAAUCCAAAGAACAUGAAGAUCACUACAACAAGAUCUGCAAGGAUUACAAUCACUUAAUGGAAACAAUGCCCAAAAGUAAUGGAUGGAGGGUGGAACACCUCUACAACUACAAUGGUUUAUGGAUAAACCCUAUAUACAUCAAAGCCAAUUUGCUUCUUCAUGCUUACUUCAAACCACAACCCACUGAUAUCUUUUUAGCUUCCUUCAUGAAGUCAGGAACCACGUGGCUUAAAGCACUCAUCUUCUCCACCCUUACUCGCCACCUCUACAGCUUCUCCGACCACUAUUUACACCACCAUGGCCCACAAAGCACUUUUCCUUUUCUCGACAGUGAAUGCGAAAGCUACCCCAUAUCCGACUUCACACAUAUGUGUUCUCCACGACUCUUUGCAACCCACUUCCCUCGGACCCUCUUACCGGAAUCCAUGGCUUCAUGCAAGUUCGUUUACCUCUGUAGAGAACCGAAAGAUGUUUUGGUUUCGAAAUGGGUUUUCAUGAGCAAACUUAGAGAGAAAGAUUUGCCUCCAUUUUCUUUGGAUGAAGCGUUUGAUCUUUUCUGUGAAGGGGUUUCAGACUACGGGCCUUUUUGGGAGCAUGUUCUGUCGUACUGGAGACCGAGUUUGGAGUCAUCGGAGAAGAUUCUGUUCUUGAAGUAUGAGGAAGUGAAGAGGCAGCCGGAGGUGGUGGUGAGGAGGUUGGCGACGUUCAUGGGUGUGCCAUUCACGACAGAGGAAGUUGAGAAAGGAGUGGUGGAGAACAUUGUGAAGUUGUGUAGCUUUGAGAAUUUGAGUAAUCUAGAGGUGAAUAAGAAGGGUGUUGAAAAGUUCGGUAAGGUGGAGGUGGAGAAUCGUGAAUUUUUCAGGAAAGGUGUGAUUGGAGAUUGGAGAAACUAUCUUUCCGAUGAGAUGAAACAACGCAUUGAUGGAAUUAUCGAUGAAAAGUUGAAAGGUUCUGCCUUGAUCUUUGGCGCCUAAUUUGGAUUCUAUAGUGGUUUAUGAAAGCUCUUUCGGUGUAUCAUGUUGUGUAAAUAGGCUAGUUCUAAAAUAUCAAAUAUAUUGUAUACACGAAUUUUCAUUAUUUUUUUUUAUUAUUUUUUAUUUAUUAUUAUUAUUAUUAUUAUUAUUUUU
Molecule: messenger RNA, 1694 nt
Organism: Lactuca sativa (garden lettuce)
Lineage: Eukaryota; Viridiplantae; Streptophyta; Magnoliopsida; Asterales; Asteraceae
Product: flavonol 3-sulfotransferase
Molecular function (GO): sulfotransferase activity
Source: RefSeq, a predicted model, not a curated record